AUGAACCCAAUUUGCCUAGUAGCCAUUCUAAUACUGCUUGUCGGCUGUACGCAAGUGUAUUCUUCAGAGGGCGACAAUAGUAAAGACUUCAAAAACUGUGUUUCACUGUGUUCAUCCGCAACGUGCCCGAGACGUAAAAUACCACCCAUUCGUAGAUUGCUUCAAUGGUCCUGCGAAAACGAAUGCGAGUACGAAUGCAUGCAGGAGAUAACCGAGACAGCGAAAGAAUCUGGAGGCGAAAUUCUGCAAUACCAUGGCAAAUGGCCGUUUGUUCGAUUGUGGGGAAUGCAAGAGCCGGCGAGUGUGCUGUUUAGCGCACUGAAUGGAUACAUGCACUAUCAAUAUAUAAGCGUAUUUAAACGACAGAUUGCAGAUGGAUAUUACAUGAAGAAGUUCUACGUCUGGUGCUGUUAUAUCGGAGUGAAUUCGUGGAUAUGGUCUGUUAUAUAUCAUUCGAGAGAUUUUGUAUUUACAGAGAGGAUGGACUAUUUUGCAGCUGGGCUUGCAGUGUUGUAUUCUCUUUAUACGGCGGGUCUACGUGUACUACACAUCCGAAAAACUUUCCACGUAGCGUCAUGGACAUUUGUGUGUCUCGUUGCAUACACUUUACACAUAUCGUAUUUGUUAUCUGGUACUUUUGAUUAUAGAUAUAAUAUGAUAGCUAAUGUAGCGGUUGCAUCGAUUAAUAAUGUCUUGUGGUUUUAUUGGACCAUAAUGCAUUGGAACAAGAGACCAGAUGAUGCAUGGAAGCCUGCUGCUACUGGGGCGUUGGUGUCGUUGUUUUUGUCUCUGGAAUUGUUUGACUUUCCUCCUAUCUUGGGAAUCUUCGAUGCCCAUUCACUUUGGCAUCUGUCGACUAUCCCAGUCAUUCCAUUCUGGUAUAAUUUCCUGCUUGUAGACGCGGAGAGGGAAGAUCAUAAAGAGAGGAAAGGAAAGAAAACUAUGAAAUAG
Messenger RNA from Paraglomus brasilianum, 951 nucleotides. The record is from the annotation of a GenBank genome assembly. NCBI's taxonomy places the organism in Eukaryota, Fungi, Glomeromycota, Glomeromycetes, Paraglomerales, Paraglomeraceae.